This is a messenger RNA of Erpetoichthys calabaricus (reedfish), 1869 nucleotides long. Its product is annotated as SCAN domain-containing protein 3-like. The transcript has a single exon. Bases 1 to 1869 code for a protein of 622 amino acids. The record is from RefSeq and is a predicted model, not a curated record. Lineage: Eukaryota; Metazoa; Chordata; Cladistia; Polypteriformes; Polypteridae.
AUGGCCGACUGUAGUGAAAGUCGUAAACGUAAAAACAACAGCAGCAUCAACGACCUCAAUGAAAAUGAAAAUGAUAAUGCGGGGAGCAGUAAAGUUGUAAAAACGAAAACACGAUACUAUCAGGACAGUUACUUGAAUUAUGGGUUUACAUUUGUUGACAAAAAAGGUAUUCAGCACCCGCGAUGUUUGUUGUGUGGUGAUAUCCUUGCAAAUGAAGCCAUGGUUCCAAGCAAAUUGCAACGUCACUUUCAAACCAAGCAUCAGAAUGCAAAUAACAAGAACUCGGCAUAUUUUAGGCGUUUAAUGGACAGCCAGCAGAAGCAAGCACAGCUGUUUAUGAAAACUGUGUCGGUGUCAGACAAAGCCCAGUUGGCUAGUUUUGAAGUCGCAGAACUGGUUGCCAUGGCAAUGAAACCACACACCAUAGUCGAAUCUUUGAUUAUGCCAGCAUGCAAGAUAAUGGUGAAAACGAUGCUUGGUGACGAUGCAGAAAAAGUGAUAUCCAAAAUGCCAUCAUCAAACAACACCGUUUCUAGGAGGAUAGAAGCCAUGUCAUCUGACAUCAACAACAACGUGUGCAUUUUGCUUCAGACCUGUAAACGAUUUGCUCUGCAGAUCGAUGAGUCUACAGAUGUUAGUGGAAAAUCCCAGUUGCUGGCCUUUGUAAGGUUUUCGAACGGCACAAAAAUGUUGGAACAGUUUCUGUUUUGCAAGGGACUUAUUGAAACGAAGGGAGAAGAUGUAUUUAAACAUGUUUGCACGUUUUUCAGUGAGAAUGAUUUGUUGUGGGAAUGGUGUGUUGCUAUUUGCACAGAUGGUGCUCCAUCUAUGACCGGCAAAAUGCGUGAUUUCACGGCAUUUGCUAAACGUGAAAAUCCGAACAUAAUCACCACCCAUUGUUUCAUACAUAGAGAAGCACUUGUGAGCAAGACGCUGGGAAGUGAACUGCAGUCAGUUUUAGAUCAGGUCGUUAAAAUUGUUAACUUCAUCAAAGUCCGUCCAGUCAAGUGCAGACUGUUUGAGAAACUGUGCAAAGACAUGGGAUCAGAACAUUACACUCUGCUAAUGCAUGCAGAAGUCAGAUGGCUGUCAAGAGGUAAAGUUCUGUCACCGGUGUAUGAACUGAGAGAUGAACUCCGCCAGUUCUUUCUUAAUGAACAAGCAAACAAUGAGUUUGUAACACUGUUGGCUGAUCCAACAUGGUGCAGUAAACUUGCAUAUCUCGUUGACAUUUUUGAAGUAUUGAAUGCAUUGAAUUCGGGCAUGCAGGGCAAUGAUUCGAACAUACUGUCUGUUACUGACAAGCUGCAAACUUUCCGUCGUAAACUUCUUAUGUGGACAAGUGAAAUAGAAACAACCCAUUUAAUUUGCAUGUUUCCUCGUGCAGUACAGGCUGAUCCUGGCGCAGUCGUGUUGCAUGAUGUCAUUGUUAAGCAUUUGGCACAGUUGGGAGACAAUUUGCAAUAUUACUUUCCAAGUUUAGACAUCCCUGGCAAUGACUGGAUAAGGAACCCAUUCCAUCAGCAGUUGGACUUGUCUAACUUACAUAUGACAGAGAAAGAACAGCUACUUGACAUUGCGAGUGACCGAACAUUACAGCUGAAGUUUAAGGACACGAAUUUAACAGAGUUUGGGAUUAUGGUUGAAAAGGAACAUCCUGUGUUAGGUGCUAAAGCUGUCGGCAUACUUGUUCCAUUCUCCACCACUUAUCUGUGUGAAAAGGCAUUCUCGGCAUUGACACUACUGAAGACAAAACACAGAGGAUGUUUAUUGUCAGUUGAAAAUGACUUACGAGUGUGUUUGUCAACUGCAGUUCGAGCUCGUAUUGACAAACUUUCAAAUUCUCUUCGAAGCCUGCCUUCGCAUUAA